AAGCGUCGGUGGAGCUUUCAUCAAUGGCUAUAAAAAAUAAUCCAAAAGAAGGAGAAGAAGAAGAAGAAGAAUCGCUUGAUCUAUAAGCCAUUAAAUCGAAGCAAUAAGGCUUUAUAUUUCUCUUGAGAAAAAGGAAAGAAAAGAAAAAAAAAAAGCUGUUAUUGUUUGAAGAAAAAGAAGUUUUUUCUUUUGUUCUUUCUUUGUUUGAAUAUAACAGAGAAAGAGCCACAGCCAUGGUUGAAUCAAACGAUUCCAUUCCUCUUGAUGCUGAAAAGAUCUAUCUCGGUGGAAAGGAACAUCAUGUACGCACGCGCUGUGGUUCUGUGUCUGUUAUAGUAUAUGGGGAUCAAGACAAGCCUGCACUAAUUACAUAUCCGGAUCUGGCAUUGAAUUAUAUGUCUUGUUUCCAAGGAUUGUUCUUUUGUCCAGAAGCGGCCUCUUUGCUGCUGCACAACUUCUGCAUUUAUCAUAUUAGUCCUCCCGGACAUGAGUUGGGAGCUGCUCAAAUUUGUCCAAGCACUUCCCCGUAUUCUGCUGACGACUUGGCCGAUCAGAUCCUCGAGGUUCUCAACUUUUUCGGGCUAGGUGCAGUGAUGUGCAUGGGAGUAACGGCGGGUGCUUACAUUCUUACUCUAUUUGCUAUAAAAUACAGAGAACGCGUUCUUGGUUUGAUACUUGUAUCCCCGCUUUGCAGAGCACCUUCUUGGACUGAAUGGUUUUAUAACAAGGUGAUGUCGAACUUGUUAUAUUUUUACGGAAUGUGUGGACUGCUUAAAGAAAUUUUGCUUCAACGAUACUUUAGUAAGGAAGUUCGUGGUAAUGCAGAAAUUCCCGAAUCAGAUAUUGUUCAAGCAUGCCGAAGAUUACUGGAUGAGAGAUAUGGGUCAAACGUGAUGCGAUUUCUUCAAGCCAUUAAUAGAAGACCUGAUCUUACCAGUGAGUUGAAAAGGCUAAGAUGCCGUACCUUAAUAUUCGUUGGGGAUAGCUCACCUUUUCAUUCCGAGGCCCUCUAUAUGACAUCCAAGUUGGAUAGAAGAUUUAGUGCCUUAGUCGAGGUCCAGGCUUGUGGAUCAAUGGUGACUGAAGAACAGCCACAUGCGAUGCUAAUACCGAUGGAAUACUUCUUCAUGCGGUAUGGUUUGUAUAGGCCUUGUCAUUUAAGUGACAGCCCAAGGAGCCCGUUAAGUCCGUCUUGCAUCUCACCGGAGCUACUCUCACCAGAAAGCAUGGGUUUGAAGCUAAAACCGAUAAAAACCCGAGUUUCACUCGAAGUUUGACAAGGUGGGGGACUAAAAAAAAAGAUGGAAAAUUUCCUUUUGUUGUUAAGAUUUUACUUGUUUUUCGGUUCAUUUUUGUCUUUUGGAAAAAAGAAAAUCAUGUAUAAGGAUAGAAGAAACACGGUUUGGGUAAGUGGGAGGUGGUGGAGAGGAUGAUGUAGAUAAAGAAGCAAGAAUAUAGGGAUUAUUAUUGUUAUUAUUAAAAUUAUUAUAUAAUAAUGGGUAAAAAAACAUGGAAUCAUUCUUUUGUAGUCAGUCAUAAAGAGGAGUCAAUUGAACUUUGUAUGUAAAUUCUAAGGAGAUUUGGGAUUUUAUUUAUGAUGAAUGAUGAGCAACAAAAUAAUUACAUAUA
Gossypium raimondii (Peruvian cotton) is the source of this 1629-nucleotide messenger RNA. Its product is annotated as protein NDL1. The coding region runs from base 234 to 1277 and encodes 347 amino acids. The record is from RefSeq and is a predicted model, not a curated record. The transcript is spliced from 11 exons. NCBI's taxonomy places the organism in Eukaryota, Viridiplantae, Streptophyta, Magnoliopsida, Malvales, Malvaceae.